UUUGCUCUUCAACCUCCUGCAAGCCUCUUCCUCCCUCUGUCGCUCUUCUCAUCCUUUACUGAAAGCUCUAAAACCGAAGCCAAAAUCUUGAUAUAUAUGGGGAGAGUUCCUUGCUGCGAUAAAAAUGGCCUUAAGAAAGGCCCGUGGACGCCAGAGGAGGACCAGAAGCUCAUUGAUUAUAUACAGAAGCAUGGCCAUGGCACUUGGAGAACCCUCCCCAAGAAUGCAGGUCUUGCAAGAUGUGGGAAGAGCUGCAGGCUUCGAUGGGCGAACUAUCUUCGACCAGACAUAAAGAGAGGAAAAUUCUCUUCUGAAGAGGAGGAGACCAUCAUCCAAUUGCACAGCGUCUUAGGCAACAAAUGGUCUGCAGUUGCUGCGCGCUUGCCUGGAAGAACAGAUAACGAGAUAAAAAACUACUGGAAUACUCAUAUCAGGAAGAGGCUUCUUCGCUCAGGAAUUGACCCUGUGACACACAGGCCCCGGCUCGACCUUCUCAACCUAUCUUCCCUUCUCAAUACCGUGCUCUUCAACCAAUCCACACAACUUGAAGCCUCGAGAUUUCUUGACAUCAAAGCUCAACUGAACACUCAUGAGCUACUGAAUAUUGCCAUCAAUCUGUUGCAGUCUCAGUGUCAAAAGCAAAAUCUCUUUAAAUACAACCAAGUUCAAGAAUCAUCGUUACCUUAUAACCCAACUCAAUUUAUGAAUGCAAGUCAGUGGCAAUACAAUGAAGCAAGCUCUUGCAGUUUAAGUGAGAAUUUGGGGACUGUUAAUAAUGAUCUUAUAAGAUAUCAGAACAUGGAGCAACCAAAGCCUAGUUUGUUAUAUGACGCAUUCAAUGCGAAACUGAUCAAUAGUGAUCAGAACUUAUACAACAAUCUUGAUUCGGUACUAUCAACGCCUGUGUCGAGUGUGACUUUGAACAAUUCUUCUACGAAUAUCAACAAUAGUACAGAAGAUGAGAAAGAUAGCUACUGUAGUAAUUUCUUUGAUUUCCAGAUUCCUGACUUGUUAGAUAUGAGUGAGUUCAUAUGAAAUUCGAAUAGUGGGAGAUUGAGAGGGACUAAAGAGGAAGAAAAAUGAAACAAAAAAAAAAAUUAGGAAAUUUGUAUGCUUGCAGUUGUCUUUAAUUUUGUUCAUAAUGUGGAUAAUUUGGAAUUGUUUGUCCUUAUUUUCCUUUUUCUUAAUGAAAUUUGAUAUAUAUAGAGAGAGGCUUCGUUUG
Molecule: messenger RNA, 1222 nt
Organism: Dendrobium catenatum
Lineage: Eukaryota; Viridiplantae; Streptophyta; Magnoliopsida; Asparagales; Orchidaceae
Product: transcription factor MYB41-like
Exons: 3
Coding region: 97-1035 (312 amino acids)
Source: RefSeq, a predicted model, not a curated record